AUGACUGUCACAGACUUGUUUUGGGCACAUUGUGUAAGUUUAGAUUUGCUUCGUUCAUUUUCAAAGGUGUUGAUCAUGGACUGUACAUAUAAGACAAAUCGAUAUCGUCUUCCUCUUCUUGAGAUAGUUGGUGUGACAUCCACUGAUAUGUCUUUCUCCGUAGCCUUUGCAUAUCUCCAAUUUGAGCGGAUUGAUAACUAUGUUUGGGUGUUAACUACAUUGCGUAGUCUUUUUGAUGACAUUGUUAUUCCUAAGGUGAUUGUCAUGGACAGGGAGCUUGCUUUGAUGAAUGCUAUUAACAGUGUAUUUUCUACAUCUCGACAUUUAUUAUGCCGAUGGGCUGAAAGUGCACAUGCAAAACUUAAAGAACAACUUGGUUUUAAUCAAGUCAAUUUUGAGUGUUCUUGGACUAAGAUCCAUAGUUUGCUUGAGUUACAUCACGUUGAUAUUAAGGCAUCGUUUGAGAAGAGUUUAACCGUUAUACGACACCAGUUUAAACCAUCCCAUCUUAGAGAGUUUCGCGGCAAUAUCUCCAUAAUUGCAUUAGAUCAUGUUUUAGCAGAGAGUAAGCGAGCGAAUGAUGUUGGCAUUGAUGCUUCAGGUCGUCCAAUACCCUUUGAUAGUAUUAACCCGCACUGGAGGACUCUUGAGCUAGUACAAAAGUUGAAAAAUGAUAAAGUGGAAUUGAGUUGUGAACCAAAGUUUGGUUUCAUACUUAAGCGAUUCAAUGCAUCUAAUUACAUUAUGCAGUUGGAAAUUCUGCAUAAGUUAGGAGAGAUAGCAAAUCCGCAAAGUACUUUUCUCAUUGAGCCGGAUGUGAAGCCCAACCCUCGAGGUAAGGGACAUAAGAAGGUAGAUGUAUCCACGCGUCGAGACUCAUGUGCAUUUGAGUUGGUUCAAUCUAGACAUGAUAGCCACUCACCUAUGGGCACCCAGAUCCCUACACAGGAUUUUGUCAAAGUACAAACAAAACGGCCUGCCAAAGAGAAGGUAUAUCAAACUCGUACAACGACUUCUUCAUAUGUUGAUGCCCUUUCAGUUGGAUUGAAGCCUUACAUACAUCUUAUCAAGGAUGUAGAUGUUGAUGGCAAUUGCGGGUUUUGGGCCAUUGCUAGCUUGAUAGGGCUUACAGAGGCUGAAUGGGGUCAAGUUAGGCGUGAUCUCCUACAUGAAUUGUACACACACAUAUACCAUUACACUCAUCUAUAUGGUUCACAUGACAGGAUUGAAGAGCUGACCCAUAAUCUAUCAUACUUUGAGCCCAAUUCAGGGUAUCACCGUUGGAUGACUAUGCCUGAUAUGGGUCAUCUUGUUGCAUCUUGUUAUAAUGUGGUGUUCAUGUUACCAGGUCAUCCAGUUCCACUGAUAGCUACCAAUUGGUGCAAGUUUCAUCAUUCUUAUGUGAUUGGAUGGGGCACUGCAUAUAAUCGCCGAAUUGAGCAUUUUAAAGAAGUUGUUCAUUUAGGGGUAGCUACUAGAGAGACAUUUGAUUGUAUUAACCUUGAUGAGUAA
This is a messenger RNA of Camellia sinensis, 1512 nucleotides long. The record is from RefSeq and is a predicted model, not a curated record. NCBI's taxonomy places the organism in Eukaryota, Viridiplantae, Streptophyta, Magnoliopsida, Ericales, Theaceae.